GAUGGUGCUCUUUCUUUAUUGUUUUUUAUUGAUUUAUAUACCCACUAGGGUUAUGUUGCUAGAACAAACUAGGGUAGUCACUCAUCAAUCUUUCAGCUAAUCUUUCCUCUGAUGAUGAUAUUCUCUCUAGGGUUUUUGUGAUCUUUCAAUUCUCUGUACUGGGUCUCUUGAGAUUUGAAACUUCACUAGCCAAUAUCUUCCUUGUUUUUCUUCUUCUUAACUGCUGCACAUAAAGGUGUACCAUAAAAAUGGUGAGAGGAAAGACUCAGAUGAAGAGAAUAGAGAAUGCAACGAGCAGGCAAGUGACCUUUUCAAAGAGAAGAAAUGGACUGCUUAAAAAGGCCUUUGAGUUAUCAGUUCUUUGUGAUGCUGAAGUUGCACUUAUUGUUUUCUCCACUAGAGGGAAACUCUAUGAGUUUUCCAGCUCUAGUAUGAAUAGGACGAUAGAACGCUAUCAGAAGAGAGCCAAGGAUGUUGGAACCAGCGGCAAAAUGGUUAAAGACAAUAUGCAGCCUGUGAAGGAAGAUGCAUUUACGUUGGCCAAGAAGAUAGAGCUUCUUGAAGUCUCUAAGAGAAAGCUCUUAGGAGAUGGGUUGGAACCAUGUUCCAUUGAUGAGCUGCAACAGUUGGAGAAUCAAUUGGAGCGAAGCUUAACAAGAAUUAGGGCAAGAAAGAAUCAGUUAUUCAGGGAGCAGAUUGAGAAGCUAAAGGGCGAGGAGAAAAUCCUAAUGGAAGAAAACACGAAGUUGCGGGAGAAGUGUGGGAUGCAACCACUGGACCUCUUAGCAACCAAGACGCCACAAAUAUUACAAGACCGGCAAAUUAUCGAGGUGGAGACAGAAUUGUUCAUAGGUCCACCAGACUCCAGAGACACGGCCUGCCCACAAAACCAUAAGAGCUGAUUAAUUUGAGUUAAAUAAUUGCAGAUUCAAAUUUGCAAUAUAGUUCCAGCUUCCCAAGUGUCAAUGGUGUUUUUUCUUUUAAUCAUUUACAUCCGAUAGCUAUGAAUAAUGUUGUGUCUAAUAAAUUUUGCCAAAAGUACAACAACUAAAGGGCUUGGACAAUACCAUUGGGUGGAUGAGGAUCAAAAUAUGUCAAUGAAGAUUACUGUAACAUACUGUAAUGUUAUAUAUAGCUCAAUAUUGAGUCUGGUCUUCUUUAUAAUAAGAAAAGCUAAAACAUGUAUAGAAA
Molecule: messenger RNA, 1191 nt
Organism: Populus euphratica (Euphrates poplar)
Lineage: Eukaryota; Viridiplantae; Streptophyta; Magnoliopsida; Malpighiales; Salicaceae
Product: agamous-like MADS-box protein AGL19
Exons: 8
Coding region: 249-902 (217 amino acids)
Biological process (GO): positive regulation of transcription by RNA polymerase II
Cellular component (GO): nucleus
Molecular function (GO): DNA-binding transcription factor activity; protein dimerization activity; RNA polymerase II transcription regulatory region sequence-specific DNA binding
Source: RefSeq, a predicted model, not a curated record